Molecule: messenger RNA, 6944 nt
Organism: Sorex araneus (European shrew)
Lineage: Eukaryota; Metazoa; Chordata; Mammalia; Eulipotyphla; Soricidae
Gene: IGSF3
Product: immunoglobulin superfamily member 3
Exons: 10
Coding region: 582-4448 (1288 amino acids)
Source: RefSeq, a predicted model, not a curated record
GCGUGCGAGGGCUGGGCGGACGGACAGACGGACGCGGGCGGCGGGCGGGCGCCGGGAGGAGGCGGUGGGCCCCGGGGCCGAGCGCGGGGCGCGCGGACGGACGGACGCGGAGCGGGACGGGCGGGCGCCAGGAGGAGGCGGCGGGCCCCGGGGCUGAGCGCGGGGCGCGCGGACGGACAGACGGACUGACGGACGAGGCCGGGCGGGCGGGCGCGGCGGGCGCAGGCUCCGAGCGACGGGUCUGGUCCGAGAGCCUCGGGCGCUCCCCCUGCCGCGACCGGAGCUCCGUGCAGUGAGACAAUAGCGGGGCCGGGCGGGAGGGGCCGCGGGAGCCCGGGACGGGGCGCGGGGCCGGGGCCGGGCCCACCCGCCGCCGUGUCCGCCCGAACGCGACCCCCUCGGGCACCGGGGGCGGGUGAAGGAGACUCUCGGAUGGGGACACGCCCGCCGUGGACGCCGCCGGGGUUGCGCGGCUGCCGGAGGCUCCGCUCCGACCUGCCCCGCUCCCGCGGGUGAAUCCGACCGGGAGACGACAGACACCUUGACUGGGAGCGCCAAGGACGUUGCUGUAUAAUCGGUGGAUGAAAGGAUUUCCCCGCGCUGCCCCUUCCUUCUCCUGGAGGACCGGACCGCAGCAGCCCCAGCCCCCUGGGAGCGCCGGGAGAGGAUGCGGCCGGGGCCCGGGACGCCGGCUCGGUGCGCGCGGGCGCGCCUGGCGCCCAGGGGACCCUGAACCCUGCCCUCCCCGCGUCCGCCCCUCUCUCCGGACUAAUCCCUGUGCAGAACGGGCCCGGGGCCCGAGGAUCGCCGGCAAUGAGAGGCUGACCGAGGAAGCCCCCGCGCUCCCCCGCUGGGCUGUCGACAUGAAGGGCUGCUUCCGCGUGCUCAGCUGCCUGGCCGUGCUGGGUGUCAUGUCGGCUCAGCGGCAGGUGGCCGUGCAGGAGGGACCUUUGUUUCGCACCGAGGGCUCCCACGUCACCAUCUGGUGCAAUGUGAGCGGCUUCCAGGGCCCUGCCGAGCAGAAUUUCCACUGGUCCAUCUACCUGCCCUCGGCCCCCGAGCGCGAGGUGCAGAUCGUCAGCACCGAGGACCCCUCCUUCCCCUACGCCAUCUACACGCAGCGGGUCCGUGGGGGCAAGAUCUACGUGGAGCGCACCCAGGGCAACGUGGCACUGCUACACAUCACUGACCUCCAGGCCCGGGACGCUGGCGAGUACGAGUGUCACACGCCCAGCACCGAUGUCCAGUACUUUGGGAGUUACAGUGCCAAAACAAACCUCAUAGUGAUCCCCGACACUCUGCAGGCCACCGCUGUGCCCCAGACACUGCACAAGGUAGAGCAGGACCCUUUAGAGCUGACCUGUGAAGUGGCCACAGAGACUGUCCAGCACAGCCACCUAUCUGUGGCCUGGCUCCGGCAGAAAGGCAGCGACAAGCCCGUGGAGGUCAUCGCCCUGGCCCGAGACUUCGUCCUGCAGUCCAGCAGCGAGUAUGCGCAGAGGCAGAGCCUGGGCGAGGUGCGGCUGGAUAAGCUGGGGAGCACCACCUUUCGCCUCACCAUCUUCCACCUCCAGCCCUCCGACCAGGGCGAGUUCUACUGCAGGGCUGCCGAGUGGAUCCAGGAUCCUGAUGGCUCGUGGUACGCCAUGACCCAGAAGCGUUCCGAGGGCACCAUGGUCAACGUCCAGCCCACUGACAAGGAGUUUCUGGUGCGGCUGGAGACCGAGAAGCGGCUAUACACUGCCGGCGAGGCGGCUGAGUUCAGGUGCAUCCUGGAAGCGCAGAAUGUCCCUGAUCGCUACUUUGCUGUCUCCUGGGCCUUCAACAGCUCCCUGAUUGCCAGCAUGGGGCCCAAUGCUGUGCCAGUGCUCAACAAUGAGUUCGCCCACCGGGAGGCACGGGGGCAGCUGAAAGUGGCCAAGGAGAGCGACGGUGUCUUUGUGCUGAAGAUCUAUCACCUCCGUCAGGAGGACAGUGGGAAGUACAACUGCCGUGUGACCGAGCGGGAGAAAACAGUCACGGGCGAUUUCAUCGACAAGGAGAGCAAGAGGCCCAAGAAUAUCCCUAUCGUUGUGCUGCCGAUCAAGAGUAGCAUCUCCGUGGAGGUCACCAGCAACGCCAGCGUUAUCCUGGAGGGCGAGAACCUGCACUUCUCCUGCAGCGUCCGCACGGCGGGUCGGCCACAGGGCCACUUCUCGGUCAUCUGGCAGCUCGUGGACAGGCAGAACCGCCGCAGCAACAUCCUCUGGCUGGACCGUGAGGGCUCCGUGCAGUAUGGCGCCGCCUACUGGGAGCGCAGCCGCUUUGGAGGCAUACAGCUGGAGCAGGUGCAGCCCGGCGCCUUCAGCCUGGGCCUCUUCAACAGCAGGAAGGAGGACGAGGGCCAGUACGAGUGCCACGUGACGGAGUGGGUGAGGGCCGUGGACGGCGAGUGGCAGGUGGUGGGGGAGCGCCGCGCCAGCACCCCCAUCUCCAUCACAGCUCUUGAGAUGGGCUUUGCAGUCACAGCCAUCUCCCGGACGCCGGGGGUGACCUACAGUGAUUCCUUCGACUUGCAGUGCAUCCUCAAACCCCACUAUCCCAUCCGGGUGCCCGUGUCUGUGACGUGGCGCUUCCAGCCAGUGGGCACCAUUGAAUUCCAUGACCUAGUGACCUUCACGCGGGAUGGAGGCGUGCAGUGGGGGGAUCGAUCUUCCAGCUUCCGGACACGGACGGCCAUUGAGAAGGCCGAGUCCAGCAACAACGUACGCCUGAGCAUCAGCCGGGCCAGUGACACCGAAGCGGGCAAGUACCAGUGCGUGGCAGAGCUGUGGCGCAAGAAUUACAACCACUCCUGGACGCGGCUGGCCGAGCGCGCCUCCAACCUGCUCGAGAUCAGGGUGCUGCAGCCAGUGACCAAGCUGCAGGUGAGCAAAUCCAAGCGGACCCUCACGCUGGUGGAGAACAGGCCCAUCCAGCUGAACUGCUCCGUCAAGUCCCAGACCAGCCCCAACUCCCACUUUGCGGUGCUGUGGUACGUGCACAAGCCCUCGGAUGCUGAUGGCAAGCUCAUCCUCAAGACCACACACAACUCCGCCUUUGAGUACGGCACCUACGCCGAGGAGGAGGGCCUGCGCCCCCGCCUGCAGUUCGAGAGACAUGCCUUCGGGGGCCUGUUCAGCCUCACCGUCCAGCGGGCCGAGGUCGGCGACAGCGGCAGCUACUACUGCCACGUGGAGGAGUGGCUGCUGAGCCCUAACUACGCCUGGUACAAGCUGGCUGAGGAGGUGUCGGGGCGCACGGAGGUCACCGUGAAGCAGCCAGACAGCCGCCUGAAGCUCAGCCAAGCCCAGGGGAACCUGUCAGUCCUGGAGACGCAGCAGGUGCAGCUGGAAUGCCUGGUCCUGAACCGCACAAGUGCAGCCUCACAGCUCCUGGUGGAGUGGUUUGUGUGGAAACCCAACCACCCCGAGCGGGAGGCUGUGGCCCGCCUGGGCCGGGACGGCACCUUCCACUACGGGGAGCAGGCGGCCAGGAACCGCCUGCAGGGCCGGCUGCACCAGGAGAGCCCAGCCCCUGGUGCCUUCCGCCUCCUGGUCCAGAACACGGCCGUGCAGGACUCCGGCACCUACAGCUGUCGCGUGGAGGAGUGGCUGCCCAGCCCCAGUGGCCGCUGGUACAAGCGGGCGGAGGACACGGCGGGGCAGACCACCGUCACCGUCACUCGGCCAGAUGCUGCCUUGCAGGUGGACUUGCUCGUCGCCAACGCCACAGUGUCGGAGCACACGGAGUUCCAGCUGGACUGCCACAUCGUGUCACGCUCAGGCCAGGACUCCCGCUUUGCUGUGGCCUGGUACUCCCUGCGGACUAAAGCUGGGCGCAAGAGGGGCAGCCGUGGCCCGGAGGAGGUGAGUGAGGAAGAGGAGGAGGAGGAGAAGGACGACGAGGACGACGAGGAGGACCCCACAGAGCGUGCCGCCCUGCUGAGCGUGGGCCCGGACUCCGUCUUCGGGCCCGAGGGCAGCCCCUGGGAGGGGCGGCUGCGCUUCCAGAGGGUCUCACCGCUGCUCUUCCGCCUCACCGUGCUGCACACCAGCCCCCAGGACACGGGCAACUACUCCUGCAGGGUGGGGGAGUGGCUGCCCAGCCCCCAGAAGGACUGGUACCAGCUGGCCCAGGAGGAGUCGGCACCCAUUAGCAUCCGAGUACUGGACACAAGUUCCAGCCUGCAGUCCAUCAUCUGCUCCAACGACGCCCUCUUCUACUUUGUCUUCUUUUACCCCUUCCCCAUCUUCGGCAUUCUCAUCAUCACCAUCCUGCUGGUGCGCUUCAAAAGCCGCAGCUCCAGCAAGAACUCGGAAGGGAAGAACGGGGUGCCCCUGCUGUGGAUCAAAGAGCCGCAUCUCAACUACUCCCCCACCUGCCUGGAGCCCCCCGUGCUCAGCAUCCACCCAGGAGCCAUCGACUAAGGGCCUCGGGGCAUCGCCACUGAGGAGCUGAGGCUCUCCCUUGCCUGUCCGGCUUGGCGUGGGCGUGCAGAGGGCCCCCACAAGAGAACCCUCAGACUGGACCAGGACCGUUCUGAGACAGGCUCUACAGGGGCAGACUCGGGAGUCUGGAGCUGCUGCUGUGGAGCUGGGUCUCGGGGUGGGGAGGCUCGGGGUUGAGGCCCAGUUCCGUUUCGGGUAUUGUAGUGGAUCCUUCCCAUGCCACAGCUGCUCACUGGUUUCUGUAGCAUUGUCUGAUAGAUGUCACAGGGCUUCCAAGUCUUUGUCAUGGACUCUUUUAAAAUCUUUUUUGCUUUGCCCUUUUUGGAUUCCCUGAACUUUUCAUGGACCAAUUUCCAUGCGACAGAUGACAAAAACAAAAAAAAAAAAGGAAAAAGGAACCUUAUAACCUUAUUCCACCAAGAAAUCUUUUGCAAGACAUUUGGUCCUGAGCACUUGAAAAUGUUGUCUGUGGAGCAAAAUAUAGCCAAGGAUUUUUUGUUUUGUUUGUUUUUUUAACUUUCUUAUGGAGACUUGAAAAUGAUGUGACACAUAGGCCCAAUUUGUAUCUUAUCUUUCCUCUUAGCUGAAGUUGCUGGAACCACUUUGGCAUUGAGAUGCGAGCUUUGCAUUGUGCUUCAAAGAGCAGCAUAGCUCCAAGGAUCUCGACCCCCAGUGGGAGGAGAUUGUGCCUGGCCAACCUGUCAGGGAGGCAAAGUUAAGGCAACCUUGCCCAAGACAAGGAGACUCGCCUGGAAAAAAAUCAAAAGCUCCACAGGGUUCACUUGGGGGUGGGGGGGGACGCUGAGUGAACAUGGGCUUAGCCACUCUCAGCCUUGCGGAUUUCCAGACUGAUCAAAGGAGAGAGCAGUGCAGGUGUGGUGGGGAGGGAGGCUUGCUCUUGGCAUGGGUCCUGUGGGAGAGAGCUGUGAGCAGUGGGUUUCUGUUUCAAGGUGCUUUUCCAAACUCGUAAGGGAAAAUGGCCAGGGAGCAUGGUCCAGGGGCAGUCCCGAGUCAGCACGGCCCUGCACCAACGUAGGGCAGAGUCCCGCAAAGAGGGUUGAAGGCUGGGACCAGCAGGCUGGAAGGGGGCUUUGAGCCUGACUCAGGGCACCCAGGACCACUACCUCCCCAGAAGGGUUCUCUUCCUCCUGUGUACAUUCCUCCUGGACAUCACGCUUCCCUCUGCACCGUGUGUUCCUGGCCGCAGAUCGCUUCCUGGGCCCUCCAGGCCCCAGCCUCAGUCUCACUCCUUUGUCUUUGUUUUUUUGUUGGUUUCCCAGCCUUCUCUUUCUUGGACCUUCUUUGUGGGUUCAGGUGAUUGGGUGUUUUUCACUGUAGGGCCUCAGUUUCAGCAGACAGGGCGCCAUUUGCCUUGCCCUGGGACUCGAGUCUAAGGGAGUUUCCAGUUUGGAAAAAAGACGACAGCAGCAACCACAAACCACAAACUUCUGGAGCUGAGACACCCCAGAGAGCCUUGUCCUGGAGCUUUGUUCUAAGAUGCGGCAGCCUCAGUCUUGCAGAAGGGUGUGGAGCUCCCAGCCAUUUGCACGGUGAUGCAGGUCCAGGUGGAGGCAGCCCUUGCCAUCUUGUUCUCCUGGAGGCACCCCACCUCAGCCCACUGCCCCUUCCCCUUUAUUACACUGCAACAUGCUUUGGAAGUUCAGACUUGGUUCUAGGGCAGAGAAGGCCAGAGGUUGCCCGUGUCUUCAUGUCGGGGUGAAAGGGAUGCUGACACCUCCCUUCCAGACCAAAGCCCGGGAGGAAACAAGAGGACUGUGGUGCCUAUCUGGGCAGGACAGAGCCUGAUUGCUGCCCUGGCUGGGACCUGCACCUCUGAGUCGAGUCUGGAGCGACUCACAGUUAUGGAGAUGUGGUGUUGUGAAGAAUUGAAGCAGUGACUGGAAGGAAAGAAAGAAACCGGAGCCAGUAUUUUAGCAAACUCAUUUGUUUAUCCAGUGUGUUUUCUAGUGGGCAGAUGAGAGCAGCCGCGGGGGAGCAUUUCCAGCUUUCUAUGAAAAUCCUGACUUUUGUUCUUGGGCCGUUUCUAUGGAAACGUGGUGUCGGGCGGAAGGGAAGGGUGCCCUCUAGUGGCCACCAGGCCUCACUGCACCUCACCUGCCGUGCUUUCCUCCGGAGCAGGAGGGACUCGCUGCUUCUUCAGACCAUCUGAGAUGCUGCAUUUGUAGAAAGUGCACUGGGGCCACUCCAGGACAGUGGCUAUGUCCACGCCCUCUCCAGGCUGCCUCUCUCGCGAGUUUUCAGCUUCUUUUUAAGCAAUGGUUUCUCUGCGGGGAUGGUUGGCGAAAAAGGCAAAGUCAGGUGGGGGAGCAGAAAUGGCCCCGUGCAUGCCGUAGAGAGCCGUUGAUUGAGUUGGUUUUGUUUGCUUUUAUUUUUUAAGGAAAACUAUUUGUAAUAUGUUGCACUAAAAUGUUUUCUAUACAUCAGAGACCUGUAGUAAAUGAUGUUGGAAAUAUG